This is a messenger RNA of Castor canadensis (American beaver), 900 nucleotides long. The record is from RefSeq and is a predicted model, not a curated record. NCBI's taxonomy places the organism in Eukaryota, Metazoa, Chordata, Mammalia, Rodentia, Castoridae.
GAGAAAGGAGACACGGGGAAUGUGAUGACGGAGCCUGUGGCUGGUGAGGCUGCCGAGCAGGGCCAGGCCGGGUCCUGCUCGCAAGGACACCCAAGCCCUUCACCGGCCCCUGUUCCCCAGAGCCCACCAGGCUCUCCUGCUGGUCCCACCAUGACAUCGGAGCCCACAUCACCCGCAGUGGUGCCACCCCUCCACUCCCCCAAGUCUCCUGUCUGGCCCACCUUCCCCUUCCACAGGGAGGGCAGCAGGGUCUGGGAACGGGGUGGUAUCUCACCUCGGGACCUUCCUAGCCCUCUGCCUACUAAACGAACCAGGACAUAUUCGGCGACAGCCCGAGCCUCUGCUGGUCCCGUGUUCAAAGGCGUCUGUAAGCAGUUCUCACGCUCACAGGGCCAUGGCUUCAUCACCCCCGAGAAUGGGUCUGAGGACAUCUUCGUGCAUGUUUCUGACAUCGAGGGGGAGUAUGUGCCAGUUGAAGGCGAUGAGGUGACCUACAAGAUGUGCCCUAUCCCACCUAAGAACCAGAAGUUCCAGGCUGUGGAAGUGGUGCUUACCCAGUUGGCUCCUCACACUCCCCAUGAGACGUGGUCUGGCCAGGUUGUGGGCUCCUAGGCUGGGGCAGCCACAGGGGGAGGGUGGCCAGCAGCAGGCCCUGUGCCCCCCACUGUGCUGCUGACUAGCCCCUAGGUGGCCUCAGUGUGUUUGUUUGUCUGUCUGUCUGUCUGUGCUGUGGCCGUGAGUAUGUGCCUCCACCCACCUGUAACCUGUAACUAUUGUGUGAGCCAGCCAGAACUGGAUGGAGGGGAGGCCACAAACCCUACCUUGGCCUGUCACUCCCUCCUCUCUGCUGUCACGUAUAUACAAGAUCCUUUCUCCCUCCUGCCCAUCAUUACAUAUUGA